CCAAAGUUGGGAAGGAAUUCGUGUUUAUCCGAGAAGGGUGUUUUUUUUGGAAGAGAUUUUUGGUCAGGCGCUAGAGACCGAGCCCUACGUUGAAGGGUCCUUACGAAUGUGUUUGAUAGAAUGGGCGCAUGCGGAGAGAGUAGCAGGAUCUCCUGGAUGUGUGCUGGAAACAGCAGCUUCCAAAGAUAGUUUUUCUAUGGGGAGCAGCUUCCUGCUGCUGAGCUUGGUGUGGGGCAAUGGAUCUGGCGUAUGUCUGCGAGUGGGAAAAGCGCCCCAAAAGCAACCACUGCCCCUCCAUCCCGCUGGUCUGUGCCUGGUCCUGCCGCAACCUGAUUGCCUUCACCACAGACCUCAAAAACGAGGAGGAAAAGGAUCUCACCCACAUGGUCCACAUCCUUGACACGGAGCAUCCUUGGGACGUGUACUCCAUUAAUUCUGGGCAUGUGGAAGUCAUCACCUGCUUGGAAUGGGACCAGUCAGGGUCCCGGCUUCUCUCCGCUGACGCGGACGGGCACAUCAAAUGCUGGAGCAUGAUGGAGCACCUGGCCAACAGCUGGGAGAGCGCCGUGAGCAGCGUCGUGGAGGGAGACCCCGUCGUGGCCCUCUCCUGGCUUCACAACGGGGUCAAGCUAGCGUUGCACGUGGAGAAGUCCGGAGCGUCAAACUUUGGGGAGAAGUUUUCCCGGGUCAAGUUCUCCCCGUCGCUGACCCUGUUUGGCGGGAAGCCCAUGGAGGGCUGGAUCGCGGUCACCAUCAGCGGCCUGGUCACCGUCUCGCUCCUCAAACCCAACGGGCAGGUGUUAACCUCCACAGAGAGCCUCUGCCGACUCCGGUGCCGGGUGGCCCUGGCCGACAUCGCCUUCACCGGCGGGGGCAACAUCGUGGUGGCCACCUCGGACGGCAGCAGUGCCUCCCCGGUCCAGUUCUACAAGGUCUGUGUCAGCGUGGUGAACGAGAAGUGUAAGAUUGACACGGAGAUCCUGCCCUCGCUCUUCAUGCGCUGCACCACCGACCCGGCCCGGAAGGACAAGUAUCCUGCCAUCACCCACUUGAAAUUCCUCGCCCGGGACAUGUCUGAGCAGAUGUUGCUAUGCGCCUCCAAUCAGAACAGCAGCAUCGUGGAAUGCUGGUCAUUGCGGAAAGAGGGGCUCCCCGUCAACAACAUCUUCCAACAGAUUUCCCCCACAGUUGGAGAUAAGCCGCCCAUGAUUCUGAAGUGGCGGAUCCUCUCGGCCACCAACGACCUGGACCGGGUGUCGGCCGUGGCGCUGCCCAAGCUGCCCAUCUCUUUGACCAGCACGGACCUGAAAGUGGCCAACGACACGAAGUUCUACCCUGGCUUGGGCCUUGCUCUUGCUUUCCACGACGGCAGUGUUCACAUCAUCCACCGCCUCUCAUUGCAGACCAUGGCGGUGUUCUAUGGCUCGACUUCCCAGCGCCCGAUGGACGAGCAGGCCAUUAAGAGGCAGCGAGCGGCUGGCCCCCUGGUCCAUUUCAAAGCCAUGCAGAUGUCCUGGACGUCCUUGGCCCUGAUCGGGGUGGACAGCCACGGCAAGCUCAGCAUGCUCCGGAUCUCCCCCUCCAUGGGCCACGUCCUGGAUAUGAACAUGUCUCUCCGCCACCUGCUCUUCCUGCUGGAGUACUGUAUGGUGACUGGAUACGACUGGUGGGACAUCCUCCUCCAUGUGCAGCCUGGCAUGGUGCAGAACCUGGUGGAGAAGCUGCACGAGGAAUACAUGCGCCAGAAUGCAGCUUUGCAGCAGGUUCUGUCCACACGCAUCAUCGCCAUGAAAGCGUCGCUCUGCAAGCUCUCUUCCAGCACAGUGGCUCGAGUGUGCGACUACCACGCCAAGCUUUUCCUGAUCGCCAUCAGCUGCACCCUGAAAUCGCUUCUCCGGCCCCCUGUCCUAAACACACCCGACAAGAGCCCUGGCGACCGACUUACCGAAAUCUGCUCCAAGAUCACCGACAUCGAUAUUGACAAGGUUAUGAUUAACCUGAAGACGGAGGAGUUUGUUCUGGAGAUGACUACCCUGCAGUCUCUCCAGCAGCUCAUCCAGUGGGUUGGCGACUUUGUGCUCUACCUGCUCGCCAGCCUCCCCAACCAGGGGUCCGGCCCGGUCCGCCCAGGACACAGCUUCCUCCGUGACGGGGCCUCCCUGGGCAUGCUCCGUGAGCUGAUGGUGGUGAUCCGAAUCUGGGGGCUCCUGAAGCCCAGCUGCCUGCCCAUCUACACGGCCACUUCGGACACCCAGGACAGCAUGUCUCUCCUCUUCCGCCUCCUGACCAAGCUGUGGCUGUCUUGUCGUGAUGAGGGGCACCCCAGCGAGCCCGAUGACACCUUGAUCGACGAGUGUUGCCUGCUGCCCAGCCAACUGCUGAUCCCCAACGUGGACUGGCUGCCUGUCAACGAUGCCAUCAUCAGCAAGCUGCAGAACAAGCAGCCGGUCAGGCUCCAGUUCGGGAAGCCCCCUGGGCUCAUCGGACACACCACUUCCUUACAGUUCGACGCCUUCGCCAGGGCACCCGGGCAGCCAAAGAUCGACCACCUCCGGCGCCUGCACCUUGGGGUCUUCCCCACGGAGGAAUGCAAGUCCUGUACCAGGUGCGGCUGCGUCACGAUGCUGCGGUCCCCCAACAAGGCCACGGCCGUGAAGCAGUGGGAGCAGAGGUGGAUCAAGAACUGCCUCUGCGGCGGCCUGUGGCGCAGGAUGCCUCUCAGCUAUUCGUGACGGCGCCCCCUGCAGGGAAGGAGGAACAACAACGCCGGAACGUUGCCCGGAGCCGUUCAGGGGAACCGUGUGACCUUCUGCAUUCCUCGGGGAGGCUGCGGGAAACUUUCUGCUUUCCCCUCAGAAUCUGGAUAUCCGGACGGACACUUGGU
Messenger RNA from Hemicordylus capensis (graceful crag lizard), 2884 nucleotides. RefSeq names its product mediator complex subunit 16 (gene MED16). Gene Ontology annotation, biological process: positive regulation of DNA-templated transcription. The record is from RefSeq and is a predicted model, not a curated record. NCBI's taxonomy places the organism in Eukaryota, Metazoa, Chordata, Lepidosauria, Squamata, Cordylidae. The coding region runs from base 237 to 2732 and encodes 831 amino acids. Gene Ontology annotation, molecular function: protein binding. Gene Ontology annotation, cellular component: mediator complex. The transcript has 15 exons.